This is a messenger RNA of Equus caballus (horse), 3896 nucleotides long. The record is from RefSeq and is a predicted model, not a curated record. Lineage: Eukaryota; Metazoa; Chordata; Mammalia; Perissodactyla; Equidae.
UUAUACCUCUUCAUAUUAAAUUUAUACUAUUAAAUAAAAUGCUAGCUUCUAAAACAGUUCCUGACUCAAAGUAGGGGUUUUAUAACUAUACAUUGGGUGAAUUGCUAACAACACCUCUGAGCCUGAUUUCAUGGACCUGUUACCGCAUAAAAUUGGGGUUCUCUGCCCGAUGCACAUAAACAAGCCACUUAAUUAUGGCAUCAGCUUUUGGGGAGAAAUCAGCUUUUAUUUUGCGAGAUUGAUCUGCAGGGGGACAGGGGGUUUGUGCCCUCAGAUCUGUCUCCCCAAUUCAGGAUUUGGGGCGAAAUUUAAUAGGUUAGGGAGAAUUGGCUGGCUUGCAGAAAUGCUGGUGAGACAGGUUUUGAUUGGUGGGCUUCAAGCAUUUAUGGUAAGGCUUUAAACAUUUAUGAUGAAGUUCCUAAACUUCUAUGGUAAAGCGGGGGAGGACUUUUAAUACUGGAUCUUCCUCAGUGAGGGACCCCUUCGCUUCUGAUAAAAGAGUCCGACUUUCAAGUUCUGGUCAUGUCCCGGUCCUUGGGUUCUGUGGGGAGGAGGAUCUUUAGUUCCCAGGUCGUUUCAGGUCACGAUUUCUUCUUUUACGCAUGCUCUGGCUACUUGACUUUGCAGUUUUUCUGAAAGACACUUCUUAAUCACUCUGUUGAUAAGAGAUGGGGUCUGUUGAACUGGUCCUGGAGGGCCUUUGGUUACAGACCCAUGAAACUUUAGUGUUAAAAGAUAUCUGAAACAUUAUCUCGUGUAAACCUAGCACUUUUAUUACUACCAUUAAACCACCAAGAUCACCAAAUGAGGUUUUUUCCCUCUUUCAGUUUAGAUUUCUUGAAAGAGACAGGACAUAGAUAAUAUCUAAUAUUUGUUCUCUCAGUAGUGACAAGGCCGAUGACAUUUUGUGCUCGACAUAACUUGAGGCUGUUUUGACUAGGACAGGUAGGCCGAACUGUGUGUGACCUUUCCAGCCCUGCAACUUGUUUGCUUCAUCCCCAGUCUAGACUCGUGCCCCAUGUGCCUAGCCACAGACAUCUCCUGCCUCACCUUUGCUGUUAGGGCAAUAUUUAGCAUGGUGAAGUUUCAAAGCCACCCCGUUCCUCUUUCCACAGCUGCCUAUAUGGGCUCUGCAUAUAAAAACUUGGCUCCCCUACAGCUUGCCUAAGAGUCUUCUGGCUUGGGUUUGAGCGCCUCUCUAUUGCAGUAGUUCCCCUGAAAUGGUCUCCCCUUACUAAUGUCCAGACUUGUCACCCCCCAAACCCUUGUUUUUGCCUUUGACAAUAGUCUAAAAGGAACUUCAGCCUUCUGCCAGUCUUAUUACAGAAAUUUUAUUAGUAUCACCUUGUAGCAAGUUUUCAGCAAGUAACCAUCUCUGGGUAUUUCUUCCUAUUCUUAAAAAUCUUGAUGAAAGGUGGUUUUCACAAAAUGCUGGCUGCUUAUCCUGCACCAUGACUUUUUGUAGGAAUUUCUGGAGAAAAUCUUGUAAAGUUUUCUACAUGAUUCAGUUGUAUAAAAAGUUGUAGUAGUUUCAGUUAUCUCAAGGUUCACUAGGCAGAUGUAGUGUCAGAUGUGUAAUUAAAAAAUAAUUUUCUUAACAUGCAUAUGGUGCUUUAUGAUUUACAAAGUAGAUUACCGUGUCUUAUAACUCUGUUGAAUCUCACAACAGCUGGUGAGGGUUAUUUUGCUCUAGGAAAAACUGGGAUUACAGUUGAGUUCCAGGUCUUCAAUUUCAGAGCUUUCAGCAGUCCAUCAUAAUACCUGUUAACUAAAACUUAGAUAACUUAGCAUAUUAUAAAUGGUGCAGGCAAAACUUUCAGAACAAAGUUUACUAAAAACUUUGAGCGAGAAUAGACCUCAGGUACCCCUUACUAGCUUCAACAGUUAUCCUCUGCUCACCCACAUUUUUGUGUGUAUUUGGUGGAGGAUGGGGAGUAUUUUGAAAAAUUUCUAUGGCAUUGAAAUGCUUAUUAAUUCUGGCUCCCCACUGGAGGUGUCUUUGAGUUUUUGAUCCCUCGGUCCACCAGGUAUCUUUCUGAGCUCCUGCCACCUCCCUGAACUAUCAAAUAAAAGACUCUCAACUAGUCAGGAGAGUCAGCCCCAUGCCCACUUGGUUCAUUUUGCCCCGCCUUACUCCUGAUCCUGUCUUUCCUUGAAUGUGGCCUUGUCCUCCUCCCCUGCCUUUUAUCUUUUCCUUAACAGAUCCCAGUAUGAAUUUAAGUUUCUGUUUUUCAAAAUAAUUUCUUUAUUUAAUAAAACUGAAUGUUCCCUAUUCUCACCCUUAUUUUUUAAAGCUAUAUCUCUUCAGUAUUUUGGAUCUGUUUUCUACCCCAGAACACAUUACUGUUUUGGAGUGUGUGGCCCUUGCUGCUUCUUUCCACGUUGCAUACAAAAUAAGAGGAAGUUAUUUCAGGUGACCUACCGCCAACAAAGAGAAAAGAUCCAGCCUGAUACAGAGUACCCAUAGCAGGCAUCUAAUGUAAAAAGUGCAAUGAAUGAGUGUAAUAUACAACUUCCCUCCCCGCAAAUCCUGAGCCUUUGAUAGCAUUAUUUUGGUGUUUCUGGAUUAAGUUUAUUUAGAAACUUGUUUGGAGGUUAUGGAUGAUAAGCCCAAUCCUGGAACCCUGAGUGAGAGCUCAGAACCUCUCUUCUCCUUUGGAGUUAUAGCAGAUAUUCAGUAUGCCGACUUAGAAGACGGCUAUAAUUUCCAUGGAAGCAGACGGAGGUACUACAGACACAGUCUUCUUCACUUACGGGGUGCCAUUGAACACUGGAAUGAAGAAAGCAGCGCACCCUGUUGUGUACUGCAACUGGGAGAUAUCAUCGAUGGCUAUAACGCGCAGUAUAAAGCGUCAGAAAAAUCACUAGAACUUGUCAUGAGCACGUUCCAAACGCUGAAAGCCCCAGUCCAUCAUACGUGGGGAAAUCACGAAUUCUACAACUUCAGCAGAGACUACUUAACAAACUCCAAACUUAACACGAAGUUUCUAGAAGAUCACAUUGUACAUCAUCCUGAGACUAUGCCUUCAGAGGAUUAUUAUGCUUACCAUUUUGUGCCAUUCCCUAAAUUCCGGUUCAUUUUACUCGAUGCUUAUGACUUGAGUGUCUUGGGUGUGGAUCAGUCUUCUCCAAAAUACCAGCAGUGUCUGCAGAUGCUGAGGGAGCACAAUCCAAAUACGGAAUUGAAUAGUCCUCAAGGACUUUCUGAGCCCCAGUUUGUCCAGUUUAAUGGAGGAUUCAGCCAAGAACAGCUGAACUGGUUGAAUGAAGUUCUUACAUUCUCUGACACAAACCAAGAAAAGGUGGUGAUUGUGAGCCAUCUUCCCAUUUACCCUGAGGCCUCUGACAGUGUGUGCCUGGCCUGGAAUUACAGGGACGCCCUGGCGGUCAUCUGGUCUCACCAGUGCGUGGUGUGUUUCUUUGCUGGUCACACUCAUGAUGGUGGCUACUCUAAGGAUCCUUUCGGUGUGCACCAUGUCAACCUGGAAGGGGUUAUUGAGACAGCUCCGGACAGCCAGGCUUUUGGCACAGUUCAUGUCUAUCCUGACAAAAUGAUGCUGAAGGGGAGAGGCAGAGUUCCAGACAGAAUUAUGAAUUACGAGAAGGAAAGAGCUUUCCACUUUUAGUCUGAUUUUGUUUACCUCUGUAGACAGAAUGACUUAGCUUUGUGUUUUUGUUCCCCUCCCAGCCCCCAAUCCUCAGUCUCAUUGUUCGUAGUCAUUUGCAUAACAAAAUGUAUGUAUGGCUGCAGUGUGCCAGAGCUCCUCAGAUAUUCUGAAAUGGCAUUUUUGGAUAAUAUAUCCAGUGCUGAAAAUUAGAAACAUAAUGAAUGAAAGUGGCGUGAAAAAAACAGGGAGGAGACUGCGGGGGGUCGGAGGGUGAGGUUCUGGCAGGGU